AUGUACACGCCAUUCGCUCCGCAGCAGCAGCACCAGAACACAUCCCUGCAGCAUGGCAUUGCUAACUAUCAGCUAUACGCAUCGAAUAUGAACGCUCCUCUUAAUGUCUCUGUUCCUAAUCAAACAAUGGCAUAUGGGCAAGGUUAUUAUACCCCGCAUCUCUAUACAGCACCAGUUGGGCAUGGCCCAGGUCCAUCCAACGCAUCGCUUUACCCGCCUCCAGGUGGGCAAUAUCACAACACGCAGGAUUUUAUCGCCCAGGCACCUGCCAUGCUACCGAGAGAAAGCAGGCAGCAAGCGCCAAGGGGUGAUUACGAUGUCUCGAGGACUAUUGUUGACGGCUCGACCCCCAUGAGGCCAACACCGACUCAAAGUAUAUCCACAGAUUCAUCUCAGCCGUCAAGCACAUCGGGCUCUUCUUCACCUUGGGGCCCCCCCAGAAAGCCCAAGCAGUCUGGCCACGCUCUCUGGGUCGGAAAUCUCCCAGCUGGAACAAAUGUGGUUGAUCUCAAAGAUUACUUUUCUCGGGAUGCCACAAAAGACAUCCAGAGUGUAUUCCUUAUAUCUAAGAGCAAUUGUGCCUUCGUAAAUUACAAGACUGAAGCAACCUGCAUUGCGGCACUUGCACGAUUUCACGACUCACGAUUCAACGGAGUCCGACUUGUUUGUCGCCUCCGACGGGGACUCACAUCACCGGGAAAAGCUGUCGGUAUCCAAUCUACAAUCGUCUCGUCUGUCGGAGAACAGGGUGAUAUGAAGGGCUACGACCGUGCCGACGAGACCGUAGAGGACUCCGAGGCGCAGAUAGCGCAGGGAAGGGCCACUGCUUCAAACCUCUUGAGCCGAUACUUUGUUGUCAAGAGUCUUACCGUCGGCGACCUGGAGUUGAGCCGGCAGAGCGGAAUCUGGGCCACACAAAGCCACAAUGAAGUCAAUCUUAACCGUGCUUUUGAGAGCGCGCCCAACGUAUAUCUUAUCUUUUCUGCUAAUAAGUCUGGGGAGUACUAUGGUUAUGCUCGCAUGAUGUCGCCGAUCCAAGAGGACCAAGGCCUGGCGUCGGAGAUGCCCUUGCGCCUUGAGCCUACUCUUGCUGAGCCAGAAGAGUUGACUGUCAUCCCAACUCAGGCCACGGUCACCGCGCCUGCUGGACGAAUCAUCGACGAUUCGGCACGGGGCACCAUAUUCUGGGAGGCGGACUCAUCAGAAGAUGACGACGAUGGCGACAGAGACGGAGAUGGACGCCAGGAAGAUGUGGAGAAUCGUGGCGAAGAAGGUGGUGGUGGAGAUGAGAAUGAUUGUGGUGCUGAUGCAUUUCGACCCGGAAAGAGUGUCAUUGAUCUAGGCGAGGAAAGCGCAGAGUCAGGCUUCAACUCGAUAGGGCGGCCUUUCCGAGUGCAAUGGCUGUCAGCGGAGCGGGUCCCAUUCCAUCGCACUCGAGGCCUGCGCAAUCCCUGGAAUGCGAACCGUGAAGUCAAGAUCGCCCGGGAUGGAACUGAGAUCGAGCCGAGCGUCGGAGAGCGACUGAUCCAGCUAUUCCAUACCCGGCCUCCAGGCCACGGUCUACCGAUCUAUCAUACACCACUUCCCAACUAA
This is a messenger RNA of Aspergillus clavatus NRRL 1, 1593 nucleotides long. Its product is annotated as putative YT521-B-like splicing factor. Bases 1 to 1593 code for a protein of 530 amino acids. NCBI's taxonomy places the organism in Eukaryota, Fungi, Ascomycota, Eurotiomycetes, Eurotiales, Aspergillaceae. Gene Ontology annotation, molecular function: mRNA binding; N6-methyladenosine-containing RNA reader activity. Gene Ontology annotation, cellular component: nucleoplasm. The record is from RefSeq and is a predicted model, not a curated record. The transcript has 3 exons. Gene Ontology annotation, biological process: mRNA splicing, via spliceosome; regulation of alternative mRNA splicing, via spliceosome.